Molecule: messenger RNA, 249 nt
Organism: Brugia malayi
Lineage: Eukaryota; Metazoa; Nematoda; Chromadorea; Rhabditida; Onchocercidae
Source: the annotation of a RefSeq genome assembly
AAGCUAGCAUACGAUGGGUUAGAUGAGUUCCGUUGGAAUGAAGAAGAUAAAAUAGCGUAUGAAGAAAGAGGAAUCUAAUGAAUUUACAGAAAAACAAAGCCAUCCUUGAAUACAGCUACUAAAAAAGAUAGAGGAGAAUGUGUCAAAACUAGCAAAGAGAGAGGCAUCAAAGUUGGAGCAUAGAAGGGUAGAGUGAAGAAAGCUAAAAUAGCAGUACCGAAAAAUUCACUUAAGGCAGGUAUGUCUAUA